Molecule: messenger RNA, 2042 nt
Organism: Suillus clintonianus
Lineage: Eukaryota; Fungi; Basidiomycota; Agaricomycetes; Boletales; Suillaceae
Product: fungal-specific transcription factor domain-containing protein
Exons: 7
Coding region: 149-1882 (577 amino acids)
Biological process (GO): positive regulation of transcription by RNA polymerase II
Cellular component (GO): nucleus
Molecular function (GO): transcription cis-regulatory region binding; DNA-binding transcription factor activity
Source: RefSeq, a predicted model, not a curated record
AGAUCGUUCGGUUGUCCUAACACGUGCCUAUAGGACAUGUCGCCUGCGAAGAAAGAAAUGUGACGAGCAGCGAGAGAGCAACUCCUGUCAUACUUGCAAACGGUUGAGAAUAGAUUGUCUGGGGUGGGGAACAAAACGCCCAGAAUGGAUGCGCGACAAGAAAGCCGUGGAAGAUUACAAGGCUGGCAUCAAAGCUCAGCUAACACGUGCUGGCCUUAUCCGCGGUCAGCCAAAGUCGUCCAUACUCCAAGCCAAUGCAGCAGCAGCAUCUUCGUCAUCGUCGUCCGUAUUCGUUUCGCGACAAUAUCAAGGGUCUGGAAGUGCUUCUGGGUCCUCUCGAAUCAACGAUUUGGGGAUACCAGCGUUUGUCGAUCCGUUGCCAACAGUGAUGCCCAUGUUUGGUUCAACAUUGAACUCACCUCAGAGCAUAUCUGUCCCUCUGUACCCAAGCGAUGCGAGCUAUCACAAUUCCCCGUUCAGCCCUGCCGGCUCCCUUACCUCCCACCCAUCGCCCAUGGUGGAAAUGCACUUUAAUCCUGACUUCGACACCGCCACCCAAAACCUCUAUAACCCUCCGAUGCUAUCGAUAUCAGAUGAUGGCUUGCAGAUGGAGCUCGUAUUUUACUAUUUCGAACACGUUCGAAAGUUGCAGUAUGCGUUUGCUGGCAAUUCUGUAGCAAACGCAACAUAUUCACUUGUCUUGCAACACCCACAGGGCCCUGUGGCAAACGCGAUUUCGGCAUUGGCAUCAUUGCAUUUCAGUUUGAUCCGCGUCGCCCACGGGUACGAAGCGCCAAACCCCACCCUGGAGCACUCACCAGCAAUCCGAUUGUAUGAUAGCGCCCACCAACAGAUCUAUAGAAACAAACAGACAAUGCUGACCGAAUCCGACGCAAAUGCAGCUAUCCACAUGCUGAGCUUUUCGCUCAUGUCAGGAGGAGUGACAGAUUGGCGCCCGAUGUUGGAUAUUGCGAGCGAGUGGCUUGUGAGGACGGGGAUAACAACGAGCGACAACCCCAAGCUGAUGAUGAUAAAAAUGGAUGAGGCAUCACGACUGGCACUGAAAACCACAAUGUGGUGCGAUAUCAUGUCAACCUUGACCCUUCAAACGACGCCAAAGCAUCUAUCCUUUUACCGGCGACUGUUCCGCGGAGGGUCGGGUUACUGGGGUUUGACGCAGCAGGGCGUCGGUGACGAGUCGACCCUUCGUAUGGAUAGCUUAACCGGUUGUCCAGACGAAGUGCUCUUUGGUAUCGCGGAGAUAUCAACGCUAUCAUGCUGGAAGAUGCAAGAACUUCGUAAAGGCUCUUUGAGCAUGAGAGAGCUCAUCCGGCGAGGGGACGUUAUUGAGCGGCACCUUCGUACCCAAACAGAGACGAUGCUAUCGGUAGAAUCGGACCUGACACCAUUACAUCCUGAAUUGUCAUCAAUGGCUGCUGAGGAUGGCAGUGUACGAAAAUCACCUACUGGACACGCGGGCACACCCCUUCCUGCGGACGACACUCGGAGGAUAGUAGCUGAUAUCUUCCGAGAAGCAGCCAUCCUCUACCUACAUACAGUGCUCAGCGACCCUAAUCCAGGAGUGCCCGAAAUCGUGAAUUCGAUAGAUGUCAUAGUACAACUGUUGAACCGGCUGCCUGUGUCGAAUAUCGACCGCUGCCUGGUGUUUCCCAUAUUUCUGGCCGGGUGUCUCACGGACGACCCCAUGAAGCGCGAGUUUCUGAAAGCACGGUUCCAGAAUCAACACGAUAGCUUUGGCAGUACCAGUCAGGCUCUGCGAGUCAUGGAAACAGCGUGGCAAAGACGGGAUAGUCAAGGAGGGGCAGUUGGAUGGCAAGACUUGCUCCAUAUCCAAGGGCGCUAUUUGCUCCUGCUAGUUUGAGCCCUGAUAGUUGUUCACUCUGCUACUGCACGAUGAACAAAGAUUGAUACCAUACGCACCUAGUUAUUUAACGCCAUUGCAUCGUUCCUACAAUAACAUCCUACAGUACUUUGAUUAACAAAAUGUAGAGUUUUUGAAUUUGUAUAGAUAUUAAUUCAAC